Molecule: messenger RNA, 746 nt
Organism: Triticum aestivum (bread wheat)
Lineage: Eukaryota; Viridiplantae; Streptophyta; Magnoliopsida; Poales; Poaceae
Exons: 1
Coding region: 61-348 (95 amino acids)
Source: RefSeq, a predicted model, not a curated record
CACACGAACGAAGCACUCACUCGAGCACGGUUAUACUCCUGGAAUCGUGCAAUUAGUCAGAUGGCGAGCGGCAGCGGGAAGGCGACGGCCUCGUCCUGGGCGGCGGCGAUGAGCGUGGGCGCGGGCACGGUGGAGGCGAUCACGGAGCGGCACGCCGGGCUGUGCCGCUGGAACCACCAGGCGCUCCCGUGUGUCUUCCAGCAGCGCGCCGGCACCUCGGCCGCCGGGAACGGCGCCUGCGGCAAGGGCAAGGCGGCGACCACUGCCGGUGGAGCAACGGCGAGGCAGGAGCAGGAAGAGGAGCUCCGGACUGUGAUGUACCUCAGCAACUGGGGACCCAACAACUAACUAGCCGAUUAGUCAUCAGUUACAGUGCUCUAGAUCUUCAAAGAUGGCUAGACUGGUUCGUGCUAGCUGCACCAGUUCGUGCGUGUAAGGAUGAUGUGAUCUGAGCACGCAUAUUCACUCUCGAGCUCGUGUAAGAGUAAGACACGGUAGCGUGCAUAGUACUACUUCCAUGAUCCGGAAGGAUUUCAGAAAGAAAAGCAUAAAUGGACGUCCCUUCCGGCCUCCUCCAGGCUCAACUAACUGCAAUGUCCAAACGGUCGCUCUGAAUUUGCAGCAUCGAGCGUUUAGGCCUUGGUACAGUUCAUCGCCGUUACAAGUUAGUCAGUCAUAUGCCCAGGGAAAACAGUGUCAAUUCUGCUGCAAAAAAAGGCAUAUCCCGACUAUUGCAGUCGAUGCUG